Messenger RNA from Phlebotomus papatasi, 1555 nucleotides. It is a transcript of the gene Amacr, whose product is annotated as alpha-methylacyl-CoA racemase. Gene Ontology annotation, molecular function: alpha-methylacyl-CoA racemase activity. Bases 326 to 1453 code for a protein of 375 amino acids. The transcript is spliced from 2 exons. Gene Ontology annotation, biological process: bile acid metabolic process. Gene Ontology annotation, cellular component: mitochondrion. NCBI's taxonomy places the organism in Eukaryota, Metazoa, Arthropoda, Insecta, Diptera, Psychodidae. The record is from RefSeq and is a predicted model, not a curated record.
UAUCCAAUUAUCGUUUGGUGGUUGUCAUCGAAAACAAUAAAUUUUACAAGAAAUACAAAAUGAUUAUUUUAAAAGAAUCUUGGGAGAUAAGCAUUGUGUGAGAAUGAGAUAUCAGAACAAGAAGAGUCGUUUAUCAUAUUUGUUGAGUUAUGACAUUGUGGACAAAUUGAAUAAAUACGCAUUUUGAGUGUCUGAAAGUAGAGAGUGUGAAUGGGUUUUUGACCUUUCACCUCAAUUUACCAUUCAAAAGACCAAUCAUUGAUAAUUCGGCUGAGUAUAAAAUUGUGUUGACGGGAAUAAUAGAUUUGAUUUUUUACAAUGAAAAAUGGCUCUCAAGGGUGUGAAAGUGCUUGAAUUGGCUGGUUUAGCACCGGCUCCCUUCUGUGGCAUGAUCUUAUCGGAUUUUGGAGCAACGGUAACACGAAUUGAUAAGAUACCACAAAAUAAUUUGGACGUAUUGAAGGAUGGAAAAAGAAAUAUUGCUUUGAAUUUGAAGCAUGAGGAAGGACGGAAUGUUGUCAGGGAUUUAUGCAAAAGAUCAGAUGUUUUGAUUGAACCGUAUAGACCGGGUAUUAUGGAGAAGUUGGGAUUGGGUCCAGAUGUUUUAAUGAAGGAUAAUCCAAGAUUGGUGUAUGCACGACUUACGGGAUUUGGGCAGAAUGGUCCACUGGCACAACGAGCAGGACAUGAUAUUAAUUAUCUAGCUAUCUCGGGAAUAUUGUCAUUUCUGGGGCGAAAAGAUGAAAAACCUACUGCUCCUGUUAAUCUUUUGGCUGAUUUUGCUGGAGGGGGCCUAUUGUGUGCCUUUGGAAUCUUGGCAGCUCUUCUAGCACGUCAGAAUACUGGUCGAGGUCAAGUUGUGGAUGCAGCAAUGGUGGAAGGUGCAGCUUAUGUCGGAAGUUUUCUCACCAGAUCCCAAAGUUUGCCAAUUUGGGGUAGAGAUCGUGGUGAGAAUAUGCUUGAUACAGGAUCCUUCUUCUAUGAUACGUAUGAGACAAAAGAUGGAAAAUUUAUGUCUGUAGGAUGCUUGGAACCCCAAUUUUUCGAUACAAUGAUCCAGACACUGGGUCUUGAAGGGCAAUUGACUCAGUUCGAUGACAAUGCAAAAGGCAAAAAAAUUCUCGAAGAGACUUUCCGGCAGAAAACACAGUCAGAAUGGAGUGAAAUAUUUGAGAAGACUGACUCUUGCGUUUUCCCAGUUUUACAUUGGACAGAAGCCUCUGCACAUUCACACAAUAAAUUCCGAGAGGUUUUUGUUAAUGUCAAAGAUGUUAUACCCAAUCCAUCACCUAAACUUUCAGACACACCAGCUUCAUGCAGUGUACUAAAAAGGACAAAGGAUGAAUGGGAAAAUAUUCAAGAAAUUCUCGGUGAAAUUAACUACGAUCCUCAAAAGAUUAGGAAAUUAAUAGAGAAUGGUGUUCUUUUAACAUCUCAAAAAGGAAAAUUAUAAUUGGUGAAUGGUAAAUAUUUCUAACAUGAUUUUUUUUUUGUAAUCUGUGGUGGACAAUGCUGAUUUUUACAACAAUAAAAUCUUUAUUAAAAAUUGAGAAAA